CCUUCCCCCACACUCUCCCUCCGAUAUAAAUAUAGACAUCUACUUCGGUAGGUUGCAACAGUUCGAGAGGGUCCCUUGGAAAGUAAUUGUGUUUGGGAGGGUGCUCUGUCUGCCUUCAAUUCCAUAUGUUGUUUUUGUCAAUCAUUAUCCUCUCGUUCGCAUUCCACCCCAUGUUCCACUGAGGCUGUCCCCCCACAUCAUAUGGCAUUGGCAUGCACGAAGAGUCAUGCACAACUCCGAUCCGCACAACAAUAACCACCACCACCACCACCACCACCACCACCUAGUAGGCCCUAGGAUCUCCUUCUCCAAUGACUUCGUUGAGUCGCAGUGCGCGGCGAGGCAGGAGCGGAGGUCUGCCGCCGCUGGCGAGGCCCCGGCCUCGUCCGACUUCGAAUUCUCCGUCUCGAGCUACUCGAUGAUGAGCGCCGACGAGCUCUUCAGCAAGGGCAAGCUUCUGCCGUUCAAGGAGAAACCAACCGCGGGGAAGGGCACCACCACACUGAGGGAAGAGCUCCUCGCGGGCGAUGACGACAGUGGCUGCAGCGCAUCCCGUAGGCCUCCAAAGGGGUCAGGGAGAUGGAAGGGGUUCUUGGGUUUGAGGAAGAGCCACAUCGGGUCCAGGAAAGCUGAUAAGUCGUGCGAGGCUUCUUGCGAUGGUAGUAAGAGGACUGCUGGUUUCGGAGUAGUUCCUGAUAGCAUGCAUUAUCACGGCAAGACUUCACAGGAAAUGACGAGCGAGGGAGGGUCGAAUGGUUGCAUGGACGAGGAGAUGGAGAUGUAGCUUAAAGUAGGGAAAUUCGCUUGAAGUUUCUUGAAUUUGUAGAGCAACGAGGGGAGGAUUGGAUUCUUGCUAAAUUUUUUUCUUUUAUAUUUCCUUCUUUUUUUUUUCUUUUUUUUUUUUUUUUGGCGGAUGAACAUUACGGGUGGUCACAUCCAAGAUUUAGAGACAAACAGACUUGUGUGUUCAGUGGGGUUGGUUUCCGUUUCAGCUGCUUCUAGUCGAAUCUUGAUAUUAUGUUGUCCUUUUCUUGGCAUCUUGCUGUUUUCUUAUUUCUGCUUCGGUCUGGCUGUUCUUUGUAUAAUAUUAUCUUAUAGUUUGGAGGUCUUGACCCGUCUUUA
Molecule: messenger RNA, 1122 nt
Organism: Eucalyptus grandis
Lineage: Eukaryota; Viridiplantae; Streptophyta; Magnoliopsida; Myrtales; Myrtaceae
Product: probable serine/threonine-protein kinase DDB_G0272282
Exons: 2
Coding region: 227-784 (185 amino acids)
Source: RefSeq, a predicted model, not a curated record